This is a messenger RNA of Paralichthys olivaceus (Japanese flounder), 693 nucleotides long. Lineage: Eukaryota; Metazoa; Chordata; Actinopteri; Pleuronectiformes; Paralichthyidae. The record is from RefSeq and is a predicted model, not a curated record.
UAUGAGACUCUUGGAACUCAGCAUCCGUCUCUGCAGUGUCACAUCACCUGCAUGGUCACACACCCGUCGGAUGCACCAGCUCCUGUCUAUGACUGGAGCGACGCAACUCAGCAGUCCUGGCCUCAGGUCAUCCCUGACGUCUCGCUGGGUCACUCCAUACCAACGGAAUCCCCUCAGUUCUACCCGAUCCUACCGCCACAGAGGAAAGGUCGUAAGAAGCUCAGACUUUAUGAAUACCUCCAUGAAGCCCUGAAUGACCCCAACAUGGGCGACUCCAUCCAGUGGACGGACAGCGGCAGCGGCACUUUCCACUUCAUCUCCAAGAACAAGGAGAAGCUGGCCGAGUGCUGGGGCCAGCGGAAGGGCAACCGAAAGACCAUGACCUAUCAGAAGAUGGCCCGAGCUCUGAGAAACUACAGCCGCACCGGCGAGAUCAUCAAAGUGCGCCGCAAGCUCACCUACCAGUUCAACCCGGACAUCCUGCACAGGCUGGGCUCCACUCAGGUGUCCCUGCGGCUGCCCUGUCACCCUGCACAGGACGAGUUCCAGGGCCAGCAGCAGUCGAGCCCGGCCGAACAGAGCUACUACAGCCCCUCUGCGGUGGACUGGCACAGCUGGUACGGACACUACCAGAUGCAGGAGGACUACGAUCUGGCCUCCAGCCUCACCUCACACAGCAUAACCAAACUCUGA